Molecule: messenger RNA, 2400 nt
Organism: Frankliniella occidentalis (western flower thrips)
Lineage: Eukaryota; Metazoa; Arthropoda; Insecta; Thysanoptera; Thripidae
Gene: Pal2
Product: peptidyl-alpha-hydroxyglycine alpha-amidating lyase 2
Exons: 6
Coding region: 66-1241 (391 amino acids)
Biological process (GO): peptide metabolic process
Cellular component (GO): extracellular region; membrane
Molecular function (GO): catalytic activity; protein binding
Source: RefSeq, a predicted model, not a curated record
ACCGCGAAGCUCGGGGAAAGGGAGAAAGGCCGUGCGCGCCGUGCGCAGGCAGCAGGAAAACAAAGAUGGCGAGGAGACGGCGCUGGGGCCUGGGCGCGGGGCUGGCGGCGCCCCUGCUGCCCCUGGCGCUGGCGCUGCUGCUGCUGGCCGCCAGGGACGCCACCGAGGCCCGCUCCAUCAACCACGUCCACGACCUCAGCUCGGAGCUGUACUCGGAGAUCCGGGAGCUGAUGCAGCGAGCCUUGCACCAGCGCGAUGAGGCCGUCCCUUGCCUGGCCGAGCUCGGCGCCGCCCCCGCCCCCGCCCACCCCCGCCUCGUGCCCAGCUGGCCGCUGCACGGGCCGCCCCCGCUCGGGCAGGUGGCCGGCGUGGCCGUCGCGCUCAACGGCUUCCCUGUCGUGUUCCACCGCGGCGCCAGGGUGUUCGACAGCAAGUCCUUCAACGACUCGCACCACUUCCAGUUCGUUGACGAAGGUCCCAUCCCGGAGGACACGGUGCUCACCCUGGAUCCCGACAACGGCGACGUUCUGACCGGUUGGGGCCGCGACCUGUUCUUCAUGCCGCACUCCAUCACCAUCGACAACCGUGGCAACACUUGGCUCACAGACGUCGCCCUGCACCAGGUCUUCAAGUUCGCACCGGGCUCCACCAAGCCCAACCUCACCCUAGGCCAGGAGUUCACCCCCGGGCCGGGCAAGCACCAGCUCUGCAUGCCGACGGACGUGGCCGUGGCCUCCACCGGAGAGGUGUUCGUCGCCGACGGCUACUGCAACGCUCGCGUCCUCAAGUUUGACCCCUCCGGUGUGCUGCUCCGGCUCUACCCCCAAGGCAACGACUUGCAGCUGCAGGUGCCGCACUCGGUGGCGCUGCUGGAGCGGCUGGACAUGGUGUGCGUGGCCGACCGGGAGAACAUGCGCGUCGUCUGCCCGUCCGCCGAGCUGCGCGCCCAGCCCGCGCCCGGCCCGCCCGCCACCGUCAAGGCCGAGGACCUGGGCCGCGUGUUCGCCAUCGCGGCGUACGGCGACUACCUCUACGCCGUCAACGGCUACACGGCGGACAACAUCCGCGUCGGUGGCUUCACGCUGGACCCGGCCUCCGAGUCCCUGAUCGACCGCUGGGGCCCGCCGCAGGGCAUGAGCAACCCGCACUCGGUGGCCGUGUCGCCCGACGGCAGCGCGCUGUACGUGGCCGAGAUCGGCCCGAACCGCGUCUGGAAGUUCAACCUCCCGCAGGCCCUGUAAAGCACCUCCGCGACCCCCUACGACGACGUCCAAGACUAUACACCAACACCUUUAAUCCCAUGACGGCGACGGCGUCCUUUUGCGACCUCCGCGACGAAGACACCCCGCGAGGCCGCGACCUUGGUGAUCGGUAUGGCCUCCUCGCGAGCCGCCCGUCGGCGCGUAUAGGGUCCUCGGGCAGAGCGCGCGGGCGGCGGGGGCAGCAGCGCGAGAAGGAGAAGGAGCGCGUGAAGGUGAAGUGAGCCGCGGCCGCCCUCCGACCCCGCGCUCUGCCCGUAUACCGCCGCGGGCAGCGCGCUGCGAUUGUCAUACACUCACCAAAAAACAAAAACAAAAAAAAAAGUAUAGAAAAUUUACCGCUGCUUUUUGCAGUGUAUAUAGUAAUGUUCUUCCGGUCAUGCUGCGAAUGCACCAUUUCUCGUGCCGCCGGCUGGCGAUAAGGUCUUCUUUGACAUUUAAAUCAGCCGAUCCAUUAAAGACUCUUUGCCGAUUCCGUUCCGUUUGUCGACGAUACACACCGACGUGUCUAACGAAGGCGCGCGCAUGUGGCGCCGCGCUUAACGGAAAUUGAAGUUCAGAAGCACAAAAUUCGAUUACGUUUUUAUUUUGUCGUGAUUUGAAUAUUACAUAUUGUGCAGAAUAUCAUAUCAGACGAGAGAUAUCAGUCCUCUGCUUUUCGAUUCCUUUCUUUAACUCCAUUUUUUUAAGGAGAAAAAUAGUGCCACACACGAUUUCUCAGGUAUAGAGGGGAGGCGAAUUAAUGCAUAUAUUUUUCCCUUUUCUCAUUUCCAUGUCGUCAGAGGCAUACCGCACUCUAGUACAUAAUGAUGUAGACGUGCAAGCAGUGAGCACAGAAUACGUCUUGCUCGACAGCUCACGAAAGAAUAUGCAAUAUAAAAUCGUGUAAGCUAGUGACGUGAGCAAAACUUAAUUCUUGUUUCGUGGCUUUUCCCAUUAUACCCCCUUUGUGUCGUUGUUUAUUACAAGUGUGCAUGUCGGUGAUGUGAUUGUUGGUGAUAAAUAGUACAGUUGUCUAGAAAUUCCUUCCUUCAUUUUCGUAGAAUGUGGUAGUUUAUUUGACGGCGUGUUCUGUAGUGUGUGAAUCGUGGGAAUCACUGAAUAAAUUCACAAAAAGAUACAGCGGGAAACUGCGAUUGAA